UGCAAACUACUCUUCCGCCCUACCUUGUUACUGUGACUAUCGUCCCGACCCAGCACACUGUUUCCCACGAGACGCAUGUUCCGUGAACCUGAGCAUUGGUAAAUUGGUGACCCACUUGAUUGUCGCUGAUCCCAAGUAAAUUCGUGCCGCAUCCGUCCCACCUCCAAACACAACCACAACCACCAUCAUGUCUGCCCGCCGAGCGCUGGCACUGCGCUCCAUCCACUUGCGCAUAGUACCACGUCCUGCCAACCUAUCCGAGAGUCGCGAGAUAUUCCGCGUGCUGCAGGGUUUUGGAGAAAUCAGCACCUACCAGAGUCUACGGUAUGAGUACCAGAAUCCUGCAGACAACGUCGCCUUCGCCAUCUACCGCCACGAAUCCUCCGCCCAGAGCGCUCUCGAUGCCUCACCCAUUCGCUUCGCCCUCGAAACAUCUACGGCCACCGAAGACAACACCAGCACCCAAUCCCACUACACCGGCGAAGAAGACCAAGAAGAUGCGUCAACCGACCACAUGCCCCAAAAAGCAGGCAUCGACGAAAUUCUCCGCCCCUCCCAGCUCCUAAACCGAACCUCUGCUGAAACCCACCGGUCCACUCCGUCAGCGCCACCCAAACCAAUGCCCUUCGACCCACCACCCGUCUCCCCAAAACAAAAGAAAUGGACAAAAUGGUUUCAGGUCACUGUUGAUCGUACGCGCGCGGUCCAUCAAGAUUUCAUCGAGCGGCAGCCGUAUUGGAAACAGUUCAGCCCUAUGAGGAGCAUGGCACAGGCUGAUUUGGAGAAAAAGGUGCCGCAUAUUGGGUUGAGCGAUAUCAGCAAGAGGCCGCCGAAUGCGUAUCGGACACCUACCAGGGUGUUGAAGACUAUGAACCAGUAUGUCGAGACGGCCAUGCCAACUUUGAGGGGGGUUGCUGAGGGGAGCGAGAACGAGAGGGCGUAUCUGGAGAGGCAGGAGAGGAGGGUUUGAGAUGGAAACAACAGACUACCGAGUCUACCACAAUCGAACCUCGAGCGAUAGCUAUAACCCCGUCUCCCAACCAUACGUAUCGAUCCAGACCACAA
Alternaria alternata is the source of this 1065-nucleotide messenger RNA. RefSeq lists its product as hypothetical. Lineage: Eukaryota; Fungi; Ascomycota; Dothideomycetes; Pleosporales; Pleosporaceae. The coding region runs from base 188 to 970 and encodes 260 amino acids. The transcript is spliced from 2 exons. The record is from RefSeq and is a predicted model, not a curated record.